GGGGACCGGAGCGUGUCACUCGCGCGCUCCCUCUGGGCACAGAGGAUGUGCUGAAUGGUGCGCUUCGAGGCGGCGGCCAAGCAGGAUCCGGCGGCGGGCGGCUCGCACUGCCCGGCUCUGCUCCUUCGCGUCUUCCGAGGCACCACAGCCACCGCGGGCUCUCGACCCUGCGUCCCGCCCGGGGCAUGGCCGGCUGCUGCGCCCUCGCGCGUCCCGCUUGCUGAGCGGUGCUGGUCAGAGGUGCGGAGGCCAAGAGGCCGGGAGGCCGGCAGGCGGCGGAGCCCAGAGCCUGCUGAGCCGAGAGCCGAGCCCGCCCGUGCCCGGAGCUCCGCGCACGAUCCCCGCUGCGCUCACCCGGGCUGCCGGGAACCCCGAUGAGCCCAGAUGGCUGGGGCUCAGCCCGGAGUGCACGCUUUGCAACUCAAGCCCGUGUGCGUGUCCGACAGCCUCAAGAAGGGCACCAAAUUCGUCAAGUGGGAUGAUGACUCCACUAUUGUAACUCCAAUCAUUUUGAGGACUGAUCCUCAGGGAUUUUUCUUUUACUGGACAGAUCAAAAUAAGGAGACAGAGCUGUUAGAUCUCAGCCUCGUCAAGGAUGCCAGGUGUGGGAAGCAUGCCAAAGCUCCCAAGGACCCCAAGUUACGUGAACUUCUGGAUGUUGGGAACAUCGGGCACUUGGAGCAGCGUAUGAUAACAGUGGUGUAUGGGCCUGACCUGGUGAACAUCUCUCACUUGAAUCUUGUGGCUUUCCAAGAGGAAGUCGCCAAGGAAUGGACAAGUGAGGUUUUCAGCUUGGCCACAAAUCUACUGGCUCAGAACAUGUCCAGGGAUGCAUCUCUGGAGAAAGCAUAUACUAAGCUCAAGCUUCAGGUCACUCCAGAAGGGCGCAUUCCUCUUAAAAACAUCUAUCGAUUGUUUUCAGCAGACCGAAAGCGAGUUGAAACUGCACUAGAGGCUUGUAGUCUUCCAUCUUCACGGAAUGAUUCCAUACCUCAAGAGGAUUUCACUCCAGAUGUAUACAGAGUGUUCCUGAACAAUCUUUGUCCCCGUCCUGAAAUUGAUAACAUCUUUUCUGAAUUUGGUGCCAAAAGCAAACCGUACCUUACUGUUGAGCAGAUGAUGGAUUUUAUCAACCUUAAGCAGAGAGAUCCCCGACUCAAUGAAAUACUUUACCCACCUCUGAAGCAAGAGCAGGUCCAAGUAUUGAUUGAGAAGUAUGAGCCCAACAGCAGCCUCGCCAAGAAAGGGCAGAUGUCAGUGGAUGGAUUCAUGCGCUACCUGAGCGGAGAAGAAAACGGAGUCAUUUCUCCUGAGAAACUGGAUCUGAAUGAAGACAUGUCACAGCCCCUGUCCCACUAUUUCAUCAAUUCCUCACACAACACCUACCUCACAGCUGGCCAGUUGGCUGGGAACUCCUCUGUAGAGAUGUAUCGCCAGGUGCUUCUGUCUGGAUGUCGCUGUGUGGAGCUGGACUGCUGGAAGGGAAGGACUGCAGAGGAAGAGCCUGUCAUCACCCAUGGAUUCACCAUGACAACAGAAAUAUCCUUCAAGGAAGUCAUAGAAGCCAUCGCAGAAUGUGCGUUCAAGACCUCGCCUUUUCCCAUCCUCCUGUCCUUUGAGAACCAUGUGGACUCCCCGAAGCAGCAAGCCAAGAUGGCCGAGUAUUGCCGAUUAAUCUUUGGUGAUGCCUUGCUUAUGGAGCCACUGGAAAAAUACCCACUGGAAUCUGGGGUACCUCUUCCGAGCCCUAUGGAUUUAAUGUAUAAAAUCUUGGUGAAAAACAAGAAGAAAUCACACAAGUCAUCAGAAGGAAGUGGUAAAAAGAAGCUCUCUGAGCAAGCCUCCAACACAUACAGCGACUCCUCCAGUGUGUUCGAGCCCUCGUCUCCGGGAGCUGGGGAGGCAGACACAGAGAGUGACGAUGACGACGAUGAUGACGACUGUAAAAAGUCUUCCAUGGAUGAGGGGACUGCCGGCAGCGAGGCCAUGGCCACAGAAGAGAUGUCUAACCUAGUGAACUAUAUUCAACCUGUCAAGUUUGAGUCCUUUGAAAUUUCAAAAAAAAGAAAUAAAAGCUUUGAAAUGUCUUCCUUCGUGGAAACCAAGGGACUUGAACAACUUACCAAGUCUCCAGUGGAAUUUGUAGAAUACAACAAGAUGCAACUUAGCAGGAUAUAUCCCAAAGGCACACGUGUGGACUCCUCCAACUACAUGCCCCAGCUCUUCUGGAACGCUGGCUGUCAGAUGGUGGCACUCAAUUUCCAGACAGUGGAUCUAGCUAUGCAGAUAAACAUGGGCAUGUAUGAGUACAAUGGGAAGAGUGGCUACAGGCUGAAGCCAGAGUUCAUGAGGAGGCCGGACAAGCAUUUCGACCCAUUUACCGAGGGAAUCGUAGAUGGGAUAGUGGCCAACACUCUAGCCGUUAAGAUUAUUUCAGGUCAGUUUCUUUCUGAUAAGAAGGUUGGAACUUACGUGGAAGUGGAUAUGUUUGGUUUGCCUGUGGACACAAGGAGGAAGGCAUUUAAAACUAAGACAUCCCAAGGAAAUGCUGUAAAUCCUGUCUGGGAAGAAGAACCUAUUGUGUUCAAAAAGGUAGUUCUGCCUUCUCUGGCCUGUUUGAGGAUAGCAGCAUAUGAAGAAGGAGGUAAAUUUAUUGGCCACCGGAUCUUGCCUGUGCAGGCUAUACGGCCAGGCUAUCACUACAUCUCCCUGCGGAAUGAGAGGAACCAGCCCCUGAUGCUGCCAGCUGUCUUUGUCUACAUAGAAGUCAAAGACUACGUGCCAGAUACAUAUGCAGAUGUGAUCGAAGCUCUGUCCAACCCGAUCCGAUAUGUCAAUCUGAUGGAGCAGAGAGCUAAGCAGCUGGCUGCACUGACCCUGGAGGACGAGGAGGAAGUGAAGAAAGAGGCUGACCCUGGGGAAACAUCAUCGGAGGCACCAAGUGAAAGCAGGACCACGCCAGCAGAAAAUGGGGUGACUCACACAACAUCCCUUGCACCCAAACCACCUUCCCAGGCUCCACACAGCCAGCCAGCUCCAGGUUCUGUAAAGGCGCCCGCCAAAACAGAAGACCUGGUCCAGAGUGUUUUAACAGAAGUGGAGGCGCAGACCAUUGAAGAGCUCAAGCAACAGAAAGCGUUCGUGAAGCUUCAGAAGAAGCACUACAAAGAAAUGAAAGACCUGGUCAAGAGACACCACAAGAAAACCACCGAGCUCAUCAAGGAGCACACCACCAAGUACAACGAGAUCCAGAACGACUACCUGAGAAGGAGGGCAGCCUUGGAAAAGUCCGCCAAGAAGGACAGCAAGAAAAAAUCUGAACCCAGUAGCCCUGACCAUGGCUCAUCUGCCAUUGAGCAAGACCUCGCUGCCCUGGAUGCAGAGAUGACCCAGAAGUUAAUAGACUUGAAGGACAAGCAGCAACAGCAGCUGCUUAAUCUUCGGCAAGAGCAGUAUUACAGUGAGAAGUACCAGAAGCGAGAGCACAUUAAACUGCUUAUCCAGAAGUUGACAGAUGUUGCCGAGGAGUGUCAGAACAAUCAGUUAAAGAAGCUCAAGGAAAUCUGUGAGAAAGAGAAGAAGGAAUUAAAGAAGAAGAUGGAUAAAAAGAGGCAGGAGAAGAUAACAGAAGCCAAAUCGAAAGACAAAAGCCAGAUGGAAGAGGAGAAGACAGAGAUGAUCCGGUCCUACAUCCAGGAGGUGGUGCAGUACAUCAAGAGGUUAGAGGAAGCACAGAGUAAAAGACAAGAAAAACUCGUGGAGAAACACAAGGAGGUCCGCCAGCAGAUCCUAGAUGAAAAGCCCAAGCUGCAGAUGGAGCUGGAGCAAGAGUACCAAGACAAGUUCAAGAGACUGCCCCUGGAGAUUCUGGAGUUUGUACAGGAGGCCAUGAAAGGGAAAAUCAGUGAAGACAGCAAUCACGGGUCUGCCCCUCCCUCCCUGGCCUCAGAGCCUGGAAAGGUGAACCACAAGUCUCCCUCCAGUGAGGAAGUAGAAGGAGAGAACCCAGGAAGAGAGUUUGAUACUCCUCUGUGAUGUUCCUGCCAGGCCUUCUAGAUAUGCACGGCUGCUUGAGUUCCAUCAGACUCCAAUGACAAAGAUCACUGCCCAGGGCCAUCUUCCUGAGAAGCAUCCCUUAGCCUGAAAUCCACACCAAAGCAAGAGUUCCAGAAGGAUCUGUGUGGAAGUCCCAUACCCCAGUUCCAUGUGUCAUGUGGAAACUAUUGCCAGUCUAGAGAGAAGGAUGCAUGUAUGCAGGAUUUUUCUUUUCUUUCCAAUAGUAAAUUGAAAGCAGGCAGCUCCCAGGCUCCAUGGAACAUAUAAUGAAGGACAAUGUCUUCUUUGAAGAAAACUUGAGCUCAUGUCUUCAUUUGAAGCCCUGGUGUAAAGUAUUUCAAAUAGAAAUAGUUUGAGAAGUGCAUAGCACCAUUUAACACUAUGGAACAUCCCAGUUGACCAUUGUUUCCCAAACGGCCCCGCAAUUCCAUGUUUUCAAGUUAACAUGUAUAUUAAAUUGUGUCAUCCUUUGCUUUGCAAGCACUGGUGGCUUGCAUUUUGCUAAUUUAUUUAUCACAGAGGCAUCUGUAUUUGCUAUUGACAUGGCUUUAUUAGAUACCAUAGUGACUCUUAUAAGCUGGUUUCUUUUAUUAAAAAAAAUAAAUAAAUCACUUGACUGUAUCAUUGCCCAGUGAAGCCAUUUCCCUAUUAUUAAUAUGGAUUGUAUAUCUGUACACCUUUGGGUAUCUAUUGGUUGUUGUCCUAAAAUGAUCAAACAGCUACAACGGGUCUGUUCUGUCGAGUAAGAAUUGAGCUGAUGUGUAUUAAUCAGGAUUUCAGCUAAACUGAACAGGUUCAAGUGGGUUAUUUUGUUGUCAGAUAUUUUUUGUGGUUCAUUUAUUUUUACUGUAGAAAGGAAGAUAGAAUAUUUAUCGAAAUGCACAUGUAUAAAUGAUACACAUUAUCUCCAUGUAUAUAUUACAUGUAUACACCCAGUCAUAUAAGUGCACACACACAUACAUACGCAUGAGUGUACAUGUGUGUUUAUUAAUUGGCAGUGACCCAAAUCUCUUCCAUAAGAUUUAAAAGCAAGUUCAGGGAUACAUGGACAGAGAAGAAAUGGGUCAAAUAUAUAUGUCACGUGGAUAUUAAAUUAUAUGGAAAUGUUAAGAAUCAGUUUAUGGAGUCAUUGAUGCAACUUGAGGUAGACUUAGAAUUUAGAAUAUAAAUUUGCUAAAAAAUUUUGUAGGAUCAAAAUUGGAUUUUAAGUAUCAGAUUUUGAGAUUGUUUUAAUGCUCAGAAUAUGCAAAAAUGCAUAGGAAAUAGAGUGCAAAUAUAUUACUACUAUCUUCAAUAAAUUUUAACUGAUUGAUUUCAAUUUUAUUCUAAUAGUAAUAAAGCUUUGGUUAUAUUUUAGUUUGUAUACUUACUGCACUUAGUCAUGUCUUUUUGAGUUUUUAUUUUAUUUUAAGGGGAAUAAGAGAAAUUAUAUCAUGUUAAAGCUAAUAAAAAUGUUAUUAAAAAGUAUUAAGAAAUAAUAAUUAUAUAGAAAAAUAUGGUUUAGAGAGUGAGACAACGAACAUAAAAACCCAGCAAUGACAUGCUCAUGGCUUCAUUUUAUUUUAAAGUGAACCUGUCUGGUUAUAAUUUAGCAAAGCAUUUUACAAUGCAAAAACCAGUUGUGUCCUGAAAUUUGUGUUUCAAGAAUUUAGUGUUUUUAUGGAAAUGAUUUUAUUUAACUUUAAGCAAUAACUAGGAUCAUAAUUAAGUUUUAAUCAAAAUGAAGUUUUGCUUCGAACACCAUGACAGUGUUUGAUUAAAAAAAAAUAUCUAGUGAGACACAAGGGGGAAAUCACAUCCCCUUUAGAGAUGAUUGUAUUUUAUGUGAAGAAUCAGGAGUGUUAAUUAGAAACUUACUAAAACUUACCUUCCACCGAAGAGAGAGCUUUUGUAAACUGUACUACUUUUGCACUUUGAAGGAAAGGCAUUACUCAGAAGUGAGAAUGGUCCAGAUGGAAUGCUGCAUUUUACAAACACAAUUAUAGACUGUCGAAAAUUGGAGAAGAAUGAAUUGAUAACAGCAUUCAUAACCAAACACAGCAGCGAUUAUUACAGAACAAUGGAUUUCAUCGUAGUCCAUAUAGUGACUGAGGUUGAAUAACCUUGACUUUCAAACCCUGUUUUGGUAGUUGGACUUCAUUAUCUUGGUGAUUCUAGUCAUUUUACAAUGUUUUGUAUUUGGUCAUUUACUGUAAUCACAUUUUUAUAUCUGUACAGUGACACUUUUUGCAGUUGUGGGGUAGUGUGUAACACUGUGCAUCUUGCAUCUUUGAAACUACUACCGUGAUACUAUCCAUUAAUAAUAUUAAUAUUACUUGAAAAUAGACAAAGGUAAAGAAAAGGGGUCUAUAUGAUGUGCAGUUGUGUGCCUUUCUGUAUUUGCCUUGUUCUUUGUUGAAUGUGUGAAAUUCUGUACUGUGGAUUUUCCUAUAAUAGAGAGUAGAGUCAUGCAUUAAUUAGACUGUGUCCCUGACACCUUUAAACUACUGAGAAUAAUGUGGUUGGGCCGUGUAAAUCAGUGUUCAAAGUUCUAAUGACAUGCCAUGUGUUUUGGCUUUUAACAUUUCAGUACCAUCAUACACUAGUUAAUACUCCUGUAAUAGAUAAGCAGUCAUUAAUUAAGUUCUGAAAGAAAGGCCAUUGCUUGCAUCCCUUUGAAUUUAAUGUUGCCCUUGUGCACUGUGUUAAUACUGUUUGUGAUGGAUUGAACAUUGUAACUUUUGCCUUUUAAGAAGAAAAAGAAAGAGAGGGCAAAGUAUUUGAUGCUCUUAAAAUGUAUAUAUUUGGCUUCUUCUUAUCUCAAAUUAUUUAAAAUGCAUAAUUCACAUUUUUGUAAUCAUUCUAUGCAAUUUUGUGGCAUGAUGUUUCUUCCACUUGUAAUUUUAUGUGCUUUCAUCACAAAUCCAAAGGAAACAAUAAAAAUUUCUUAACACAG
Messenger RNA from Peromyscus leucopus (white-footed mouse), 6991 nucleotides. RefSeq names its product phospholipase C beta 1 (gene Plcb1). Bases 385 to 4035 code for a protein of 1216 amino acids. Gene Ontology annotation, cellular component: nuclear speck; cytoplasm. Gene Ontology annotation, biological process: phosphatidylinositol-mediated signaling; lipid catabolic process; memory. Gene Ontology annotation, molecular function: calmodulin binding; phosphatidylinositol-4,5-bisphosphate phospholipase C activity; calcium ion binding. Lineage: Eukaryota; Metazoa; Chordata; Mammalia; Rodentia; Cricetidae. The record is from RefSeq and is a predicted model, not a curated record. The transcript is spliced from 32 exons.